CAAAGAAGUUAUCAAAGACAUUGCAAAAAACACAAACAAAAAACUAGACAAAAAUGGGGUUGCUAGAUUAUUCCCAAUGGUUGAUCCUAGUAGCAGCUUUGUUGGGUGGAUAUGCAUUUGUGUUUGGUUUCCUAAGGAGAUUGAAUGAAUGGUACUAUGUUGGUAGGUUGGGAAAAUCACAAAAUCUCCCACCAGGUGAUAUGGGUUGGCCUUUCUUUGGUAACAUGCCUACCUUCCUUAAAGCUUUCAAAUCUGCUGAUCCUGAUUCCUUCAUCAAUAACCUUGUUUCUAGAUAUGGAAAGACAGGUAUGUAUAGAACACAUUUGUUUGGUAGUCCAAGCAUCAUAGUAUGCACACCAGAGACAUGUCGUAAGGUUCUAACCGACGAAGAGAAUCUCAAGGUUGGAUACCCUCAUUCAACCAUGGUCCUUACAGGUAAAAGAUCAUUCCAUGGAAUCUCAAAUUCUGAACACAAACGUUUGAGACGUUUAAUCACUUCUCCCAUAAAUGGUGACGAAGCAUUGUCAACUUAUAUUAGUCUCAUUGAGGAUAGUGCUGUGAAACAUUUAGAAGAGUUGUCUAAAAUGAACACACCAUGUGAGUUUCUUAAAGAGAUGAGAAAGUUUGCUUUUGAAGUCAUCACUACCAUCUUCAUUUCUUCUGAUCGUGAUCACGUGGACCUUGGUUUGGUUGAAAAUUUGUACAUUGAUUUGCUUAAGGGAAUGAAAUCACUCGCCAUCAAUCUCACUGGAUUUGCAUUCCAUAAAGCACUCAAGGCAAGAAAGAAGUUGAUGAAGCUAUUGCAAGCCUUGGUGGAUCAAAAAAGGAGGAAUAAUAAUAAAGUAAAAAAGAUGAAAAAAGAUAUGAUGGAUUUAUUGAUGGAAGUCAAAGAUGAAGAGGGUAGGAUGUUGGAGGAUGAAGACAUUAUAGACUUGCUUCUUGUGUUCUUGUUAGCUGGUCAUGAAAGCUCUGCUCAUGGAAUUUUGUGGACUAUUAUUUACCUCAUUGAUCAUCCACAUGUCUUCCAAAGGGCCAAGAAAGAACAAGAAGAGAUCAUGGAAACAAGGCCUUCCACUCAAAAAGGACUGAACCUUAAGGAAAUUAAGCAAAUGCAAUAUCUUUCAAAGGUUAUUGAUGAGAUGCUGCGCAUAACAACAAUCUCAUUUGCAAAUUUUAGACGGGCAAAAGUUGAUGUUAACAUCAAUGGUUAUACAAUACCAAAAGGAUGGAAGGUCCUGGUUUGGAAUAGAGGUGUUCACAUGGAUCCUGAAAUUUACACCAAUCCAAAGGAAUAUGAUCCUUCCAGAUGGGAGAAUUACAAAGCAAAAGCAGGAUCAUUCAAUCCAUUUGGAUUAGGAAGCAGAUUAUGUCCAGGAAGUGAUCUAGCUAAACUUGAGAUCACUAUUUACCUUCAUCAUUUUCUUCUUAACUACAGGAUGGAGAGAAUUAAUCCAGAUUGUCCAGUUACCUACCUGCCAGUGCCAAGGCCUAAAGAUAAUUGCCUUGCAAGAAUUAUAAAAGUAACAUAAAUCAUGGGAUUACUUAGUCUCUUAGUUAAUAUUCUUGUCAAUUAUAUUAUAUUUAAAUAAAGUUCAAGUCAUAGGGUUUAGGCCAUGGAAUUAUAAUAUAAUUUACAUUAACAUGUAUGAUGAUAGCCAAGGAAAUGGAGAAAUCAAAUGUUGGCACUUGUUUGUUAGUA
Messenger RNA from Medicago truncatula (barrel medic), 1699 nucleotides. Its product is annotated as beta-amyrin 11-oxidase. The transcript has 9 exons. Gene Ontology annotation, biological process: brassinosteroid biosynthetic process; brassinosteroid homeostasis; multicellular organism development. Gene Ontology annotation, cellular component: endoplasmic reticulum. Gene Ontology annotation, molecular function: heme binding; ent-kaurenoic acid monooxygenase activity; iron ion binding. NCBI's taxonomy places the organism in Eukaryota, Viridiplantae, Streptophyta, Magnoliopsida, Fabales, Fabaceae. The record is from RefSeq and is a predicted model, not a curated record. Bases 54 to 1529 code for a protein of 491 amino acids.